Molecule: messenger RNA, 1278 nt
Organism: Eutrema salsugineum
Lineage: Eukaryota; Viridiplantae; Streptophyta; Magnoliopsida; Brassicales; Brassicaceae
Exons: 4
Coding region: 1-1278 (425 amino acids)
Source: RefSeq, a predicted model, not a curated record
AUGACAUCAUUCGGAGGAGAUAGUGAGUCGCUUCAAUUAACGCUGUGGGAGCCAUUACGCUUUCGUAGUGAGGUUGAGGAGCAAACGUGUAAUGAGCAAACGCGUAAUGAUGAGGAAAACCAGCCGCCAAUGCAACCGCUGAGUAUGUAUUUUAGUCCAAAUCAGUACAACAAGGCAAUAAAGUUAGGUACUCGGUGUUGGAUCCACAAAGCAGUGGAGAAUCUGGAGUCAUCGUCACUGGGACUGAGACCCGAGGAGCUAAGAUGGUUUAACGAGAGUAUCCUCAAUUCAAGCAAUUCUGGCAAAUGCACAAGGCCAUCAAGCGUGUUAGGUGGUAAGGCUAAGAUUGGGAAAGGAGCUCCCUCGGUAGACCCUUUAUUCUUGAGGAUGGUAGAAGAUCUCGAUGCGUGUAGAACAUUUUCUUGGGGGAGGUAUUCAUUUGAUGCGAAUCUAAAGGAAAUUGAACAUACAUUGAGACACUUCAAUGGGGUCGUCGAAACCGAUUCUUGGACAUUUCGUGGCUUUGUUACUCCCUUGGAGUUGCUACCUUUUGAAGCAAUACCUUGUUUGAAGGACUCAUACAGAGAAGAAGCUAAAGGAGCAGACAUAGAGUGUCCUCGGAUGUGUAAGACAAAGUUCAGACCAUUCACUCUCAAAGGAUUUCCUCUGUCGGACCUCUACGAAACACUCGGUAAUACCAAAGAUAUCCAGAGUAUCUUGGAACCAUCUGCUGAUGAGGAAGAUAUGUUAGCUGGUAUCAUGGAAAGGUAUGAAUACCCAGAUAACAGUAAUACAAUUCCUAAUACUUGGACGAGUCGUAUAAUUGAUGAUGGGAAGCCGAUAUUCUGGAAGGAUAUGAGCUUGGACGAUGAAAAAAACAGAGUUGAACCAGCAAAGAAUGCCUCCUCUAAAUCUCCAGCGCCGAGUGGGAUUGUGGACCAGAUUCAAGGGUUGAAGAAAAAGGCAAUUCGAAGUGAAUGUCUUGGAGAAGAGAAGGAAGGAGAAGAACAAGGUGAUGAAGGAAAAGAACAAGGUGAUGAAGGAGAAGAGGGAGAAGAAGGAAAAAAAGGAGAAGAAGAGAGUGAAGAAAAAGUUGAAGAGAAUGAAAAAGUGGGAGGUGAGGUGGCAAAGAAGGAAAAGAAGAAGACGAAGACGAAGGCAGCGGAUGUCAGAAAGUAUUUGACCAGACAACGGACUGGAAUUCAAGAACAAUCUGGUGGUUCAGUCGAGGAAGGGGAGGUGCAGCAUGAGAAGAAGAAGAAGAAGAGUAGGAAUUAA